GCCAAGGGUUGGGAGGAGGUGAAUGGCACGGGAUUCCAUCAUUUUGAGACUAGACGUAGGGUGGAGAGUGCCAGAAGGAGGGCCGCGGUCUUAGGUACCAGUUUAUCCCACUGUAGUCUGCAGUGAGGCAAGAAGCCAAACGCUUUGCGGGAUGGGCGGGGAAGUUGAAAACGGUUCCGUCCUCAUUGCUUUCUCCGCCCACGGCGAAUAAGUGAAACGGUCCGCCUUUGAAUUUACUCCGGCGCCCCCGCCGCCAGCUAUGCGCGCAUUCCGGGCGAGCGCCUGUUCCGGGUUUGCGGCCGGUUAGAAGCGACCGGAAGAGGCGGGGCCGCGAGGCGAGCGCGCCUCUGCGCCUGCGUGAAACGUUGCGUUAGAGUGUGGUGUCCGAACCCUAGCCUCGGUUUGCACGUGGAGUGCCGAGCCGCUUAGCGAGGGGGUCUCUCGUGCUUGGACCCUAUUUCAGUACUAUGGGGCGCAAGUUGGACCCUACGAAGGAGAAGCGCGGGCCAGGCCGUAAGGCCCGGAAACAGAAGGGUGCUGAGACCGAACUCGCAAGGUUCUUGCCUGCAGCUGGUGAUGACAGUUCUAGGAGGCUGUCCAGUCGUGCUCGGAAAAGGGCAGCCAAGAGGAGGUUGGGCUCUGCUGAAGCCCUGGAGACGCAUAAGUUCCCUGGGGCCAAACCAUUGCCUGGAAAGCCACCCAAAGGAAUCUCUGGAGUUGCUGUCCAGAUGCCUGGGAAGAGGGGAGCCCAGUCCUUACUUCAUGCUACUCAAGGCAAGAAGCGUCCAGCACCAACCCACAGUAGUGAGGAGGAAGAGGAGGAGGACGACUCUGAAGAGGAUGGUGUGCUGAACCAAGGGGGUCUCUGGGGCUCUGAGGACAGUGAUGCUGAUAUGAUAGACGACUAUGGCGCUGACUCUGACUCAGAGGAUGAGGAUGAAGGUGAAGAGCUGCUGCCCAUUGAGAGGGCUGCUCGGAAGCAAAAGGCCCAGGAAGCUGUGGCUGGGGGCCAAUGGAGUGAAGAGGAGACUGAGGAGGAGGAGGAAGAGGAGAAAGAGGAGAAAGGGUCGCCUGAGUCAGGCCCCCAAAAGGAUGAUGAGACAGAUGGGGGCUUACAGAUCAAUGUGGAUGAGGAGGAGCCUUUUGUGCUGUCCCCUGCUGGGGAGAUGGAGCAGGAUGCCCAGGCUCCAGACUUGCAACGAAUUCACAAGCGCAUUCAGGAUAUAGUGGGAGUGCUGCGUGAUUUUGGGACUCAGCGGGAGGAAGGUCGGUCUCGUUCUGAGUAUCUGCACCGGCUUCAGAAGGACCUGGCCACUUAUUACUCCUAUGGAGACUUCCUGCUUGGCAAGCUCAUGGACCUCUUCCCUCUGUCUGAGCUGGUGGAGUUCUUAGAAGCUAAUGAGGUGCCUCGGCCUAUCACCCUCAGGACCAAUACCUUGAAAACCCGGCGCCGAGACCUUGCUCAGGCACUAAUUAACCGUGGAGUUAACCUGGAUCCCCUGGGCAAGUGGUCAAAGACUGGACUGGUGGUAUAUGAUUCUUCCGUGCCCAUUGGUGCUACCCCCGAGUACCUGGCUGGGCACUAUAUGCUUCAGGGAGCCUCCAGUAUGCUGCCGGUCAUGGCCUUGGCGCCCCAGGAACACGAGCGGAUCCUGGACAUGUGUUGUGCCCCUGGAGGAAAGACUAGCUACAUAGCCCAGCUGAUGAAGAACACAGGUGUGAUCCUUGCCAACGAUGCCAACGCUGAGCGGCUCAAGAGUGUCGUGGGUAAUCUGCACCGGUUGGGAGUCACCAACACCAUCAUCAGCCACUACGAUGGGCGCCAGUUUCCCAAGGUGGUGGGGGGCUUUGAUCGAGUACUUUUGGAUGCUCCCUGUAGUGGCACUGGGGUCAUUUCCAAAGACCCAGCUGUGAAGACUAACAAGGAUGAGAAGGACAUCUUGCGCUGUGCUCACCUUCAGAAGGAGUUGCUCCUGAGUGCUAUUGACUCCGUCAAUGCCAUGUCCAAGACGGGAGGCUACCUUGUUUAUUGCACCUGUUCCAUCAUGGUCGAAGAGAAUGAGUGGGUAGUAGACUAUGCCCUGAAAAAGAGGAAUGUGCGGUUGGUGCCAACAGGUCUAGACUUUGGCCAGGAGGGUUUUACUCGCUUUCGAGAAAGGCGCUUCCACCCCACCUUGCGUUCUACCCGCCGCUUCUACCCUCACACUCACAAUAUGGAUGGUUUCUUUAUUGCCAAGUUCAAGAAAUUCUCUAAUUCUAUCCCCCAAUCCCAGACAGGAAAUUCUGCAGCUGCCACCCCUACAAACCUAAACUUGCCUGAGGUGAAAGGUCAGGUGACCCCCAAGUUUGAGGGCAGCAGUCAGCCUGCCAAGAAGGCCAGAGUGGCUGUGAAAGCAAAGCAGCAGUUGCAGAAACAGCAACAUCCCAAGAAGGCCUCCUUCCAGAAGCAGAAUGGCAUCUCCAAAGGGACAGACUCCGGAUUGUCCACUGUAUCUAGUGAUACAAAGUCCCAAGCUUUUCCCAAGGUCCAGGACAGCAGUCAGCGAGCUCAAGAAGCUGAAGUGAUCAGGGGACCAAAGGUGACUAAGAAACUAAAGCAAAAGUCAGCUACUUCGCUGUCCUCCAAGAAAGUUGCCUUCCGGAAGCAGAAUGGUCCUCCUAAGGGCACGGAUACAGAAGUGCCUGUGCUAUCCCUUUCCAAGACCCAGGCCACUAUCAACCCUGAGGACUGUGAUCAGCUCCUUCGAAACACCAAAAGGCCUGAGAAGCUAAAGCAGCAGUUGCCAGAACAGCCUUCCAAGAGAGCUGCCUUCCAGAAACAGAAUGGCACCCCCAAGGGUCCUGAGACUUCCACCGUAUCCCCCCUUGGUUCCAGCCAGCCUCCACCAGCAAAGAGGAGGAAAUCUCAGUCCAGAGGCAGCAGCCAUCCAGUGUUGUACUAGAUGAAUGGUUGAAACUAGACUGGGGUGGCUCAUUGCUGUUGGCACUGGGUUGGAACUCUUACCUCUGUGAGGUUGGCAUCUCCACUGUGCAUAUGAAAUCUAAUACACAUUUUAUAAUCUG
This is a messenger RNA of Ailuropoda melanoleuca (giant panda), 3063 nucleotides long. RefSeq names its product NOP2 nucleolar protein (gene NOP2). Bases 468 to 2942 code for a protein of 824 amino acids. The record is from RefSeq and is a predicted model, not a curated record. The transcript has 16 exons. Gene Ontology annotation, molecular function: rRNA (cytosine-C5-)-methyltransferase activity; RNA binding. Gene Ontology annotation, biological process: rRNA base methylation; maturation of LSU-rRNA. Lineage: Eukaryota; Metazoa; Chordata; Mammalia; Carnivora; Ursidae. Gene Ontology annotation, cellular component: nucleolus.